AUGAACCCCCGCCCCAGCUCCCACCCUGACAUGCUGCUCUGGACCCAGCUGAGCUGCUGGUACGUGGUGUGAGGGGCUGUCUGGCUCUCCUGGAACAUCUUCAUCACCUGUUUCUACCUGGAAGUGGGGGGCCUCACCCAGGACAGUGAGCUCCUGACCUUCAACUUCUCCCUGCACUGCUCCUGGUGGCGUGAGCAUGGGCCGGGCUGUCUGCGCAAGGAGAUACCAGCCUCCAGCCUCAGGUCCCCAGACGCCCAGGCCCUGAUGUUGGGCGCUGGCUGCCCCCUGGGACACGGCUAUUCAGAGGCCCUGCACAGCAUCCUGCAGGCCCUGGUGGAACUGGUGGGGUUUGUCCAUGCCUGCUACGUGGUCAGCGUGCUCACGGAGGACGAGGACAGCUGUGAUUUCAUUGGUGGAUUCGACCCAUUUCCCUACCAUGUUCAUGAAAAACCUCCCCACCUCUUGUUCAAGCAGGCGGACCUGUUAACUGUCCAGGAAUCAAGGCUGCUCACAGCAGACCCCCCUGAAGCUGGAACUCACACCAUCCCAACACCCCAGGACAAGGCCCCAGGCACCUACUGA
Echinops telfairi (small Madagascar hedgehog) is the source of this 582-nucleotide messenger RNA. It is a transcript of the gene NKAIN4, whose product is annotated as sodium/potassium transporting ATPase interacting 4. Gene Ontology annotation, biological process: regulation of sodium ion transport. NCBI's taxonomy places the organism in Eukaryota, Metazoa, Chordata, Mammalia, Afrosoricida, Tenrecidae. The record is from RefSeq and is a predicted model, not a curated record.